Messenger RNA from Penicillium mononematosum, 1602 nucleotides. RefSeq lists its product as uncharacterized. Gene Ontology annotation, biological process: transmembrane transport. The record is from RefSeq and is a predicted model, not a curated record. The transcript has 5 exons. Gene Ontology annotation, cellular component: membrane. Gene Ontology annotation, molecular function: transmembrane transporter activity. The coding region runs from base 1 to 1602 and encodes 533 amino acids. NCBI's taxonomy places the organism in Eukaryota, Fungi, Ascomycota, Eurotiomycetes, Eurotiales, Aspergillaceae.
AUGGAACAAGCAAAAAGCCAUAGCGAGGUCAUAGACCGCGAAGUCGUAUAUGAUAGCAAUGCUGGCUCUCGGCCAGAAGCACCAGGCAGCUUCUCAAUAUCCGAUGAUGAUAUUCUGCGGGCCCAGGGCCAUAAAGCAGUAUUCAAACGAUCAUUCUCUAUCGUUUCAUCCCUCGGUUUUGCGUUCAAUAUCACGAAUGCUUGGGCUGGCGCGCUAAGCAACUUCGGACAGAAUCUCAGAUACGGAGGACCCCAAGUGGCUCUAUUUUCUGUUAUCGUUGCUUGCUUUGUGCAGUGGAUUAUUACCUUAGGACUGUCGGAGCUGGCUUCCGCGUUUCCUUCAUCUGGAGGCCAAUACCACUUUGUCUACAUAAUCGCCCCCAAGAAGCACAAGAGAUUUGCCGCUUUUGUGACAGGUUGGAUGUCUAUACUCGGAUGGUGGAUGGUGACCUGCUCCGACCUGUCUCUUGUCCCCAAAGCAACCCUGGGUCUCGGUCAAUUUCUACAUCCGGACUUCGAGAUAAAACAAUGGCAUGCAUACUGUGUAUAUCUUGCUACUAUUGCUGCGACAAUGACGCCCCUUCUCUUGUGCCCCAAGAAACUACCACUCAUCACAUCCUGGUCUCUGUACCUCGCAUUGUCUGGAUUUGCCAUUUGGUUCGUAACCGUUCUUGUUAUGCGUCAACAUACAAAUACCAGGUCUUAUAUCAUCAGAUCUGGUCUUGGUACAAGUGGAUGGAACAAUGGCAUCGCCUGGCUUCUCGGGAUUACCAACUCGAUGUAUUGUUUCAGUGCCAGCGAUGGAGCGAUCCAUAUCGCCGAAGAAAUGCGAUCACCGGGGCGUCGACUCCCACAGAUCAUGAACGUGACACUAGCCAUUGGCCUUUGUACAGCGGUGCCGCUAUUAGCAGUAUUGAUAAUUGCCAUGAAAGACAUGGACGAAGUAAUGAACGCCGGAAUGCCAGCCGUGGAACUAUUGUACCAGGCGACAGGAUCAACGAGGGUGACUGUGGCACUUAGCGUACUGUUGACAAUCGUAUACGCAGCAGGUAUUUCUCCACAGUGGGUUACCUGUGGGCGUCUUGCAUGGGCUUUCGCCAGAGAUCGAGGUACUCCGUUUCCCGAUUUCUUCGACAACAUAGACGAGCGGUUUCAAUUUCCGCUUCGCACGACUAUAGCCUCUACGGUUUUUGCUGCCAUUUAUGGUCUCAUAUACCUUGCCAGCACCACGGCUUUCAACUCCAUCAUUACUUCUGCCGUCACGCUAUUGAACCUGAGUUACGCCAUUCCUCAGGCUAUUCUCGUUACGCGAGGUCGUGCGCAGUGUCUGCCAAAGCGGCCGCUGGAUCUUGGUCGAUGGGGAUAUAUCUGCAAUGUUUUUGCACCGCUGUGGAUCACAAUCGUGGGUGUUAUGAUCUGUUUCCCUUAUAGCCUUCCAGUUACCGUGGGCUCGAUGAACUGGAGUGCACCGGUUUUGGUGGGAUUGUUUCUUAUCAUUCUUUUUUUCUGGGUUCUGAUAGGCGACGAGUUCAAGGGGCCCGAUAUUGACUGGGCGAUGUUGAACCUUAAGAAUGAAGCAAGCGACGCUUCCACAUAUAGUUGA